AUGAGAUCCAGUAAUUUAUCAAAUGAGUACGCAGAGCUAUUUGGACAGCGUCCAACCGUUUUGGCGAAGAGGGAAGCUACCUUGUACAAGCACAAGGUACAGAACCUACAAAUGAGGGCGCAAUGUAUUAGAGAGAAAAUAAUAUGCACGGUGCAAGGAAUCACUAUGAGCUGCGAGGCGUGCGGAUUUUUAAUGCUCUUAAAAUCCCUUCCCGAGAGCUUAAGGAUUGAAUUUUACGACCAGGAAAUAGACGGGAUCUCACUUAAGCCAACUUUCGUUAAUGAAUUCACGAAGAAAGAGCUCAAAUUUUUGGAUGAGCUUCAAAGAAGCAUCGAAACGGAGAUGCAUGAAGCGAUACAACAGAUCAAAAAUGAAGACUGCCAGAACAUACACGUGGAAACGUUAAAGGCCUUCACUGAGUCCCAGCGACUUAUGGAAGAAUUUGGGAACACCAUCAGACAGAAAUUCACACGCUUUGGAGAAAAACUAACAGCGUUCGAAACCCUCCUAGAAGACAUGGAGACCAGAAAUCGAAACCUGAUAUCGACGGCUCACAAAUGCGAUCAAACUCCAAUGCCUGAUAAUUCCACAGCAGUGAGAAUCGACGAUCAAAUGAAACCCCCUGAAGGUGAAGUCGAAGGAGACUUAUUAGACCUAAAUGGCGAUGAGGAGCAAAGUCAACCGGACGUGCCAGACCACCAAGGAGAAGAACCCUCGGCGCAACUAAAGGAUAAAGAGACAUGGACAACCACUGGAAGAAAAGAUAAUGAUGAAAUACAAAGGUCAAGGUCGAGAUCGCCUCACCGCAAUGUUCACAGACGAAAGAAAUGA
This is a messenger RNA of Necator americanus (New World hookworm), 831 nucleotides long. RefSeq lists its product as uncharacterized. The transcript has a single exon. The record is from RefSeq and is a predicted model, not a curated record. Lineage: Eukaryota; Metazoa; Nematoda; Chromadorea; Rhabditida; Ancylostomatidae. The coding region runs from base 1 to 831 and encodes 276 amino acids.